UGUGAAACACUUGGCACUAACAAACUUUUCUCUCUCUCUCUUUGGAAACGGUUACUCCUUCGUACAAUGGCGGAUAUGGCGGUUAUAGCGAAGUACGCGCCCCUCAACGGCGGAACUCUCCUCUCCUGCUUCAAAACCAAUCUCUCUCUCUUCAAAACCACUAGAACCCUCUCUUUCGCAUACGCCCUAAUUUUCAUCUCCAUCGCCUUUACCCUCUUCCUCCUCUUCACCCCCUCCUCCUUCCCUGACGUUAUCGCCCUCACCAACUCCUCCUCUCCAAUAUCUUCCGACGAUUCUCACGCAUCGCAUUUCUCCUCAAUCGUCUUCUAUUUCCUCCCCAACUCUUCAUCUAAUUUCACUACCAAUGCAGAGGUUUCUCAUCAACCCGCCGCUAAUCAGACUCAAUUGAAGCGUUACCGAAAUCACACUCUAAUCAGAGAUGAAUCUCAGAAAAGGAAUCAGAGCAGAGUUGUGAAUUCGGCUUCUCUGGUGAAGAAUGUCACUCGAUCACAAGUUAUUUAUUCGAAGCUGCUCCAUCAACUGUCGGAGUGUGAUCUGUUUGACGGAAAUUGGGUGAGAGAUGAGUCUUAUCCGUUGUAUGAGCCUGGUUCCUGCUCCUUGAUUGAUGAACAGUUCAACUGUUUCCUCAAUGGCAGGCCUGAUAAUGCCUACCUUAAGCAUAAAUGGAAGCCUAAAGCCUGCAACUUGCCCAGGUUGAAUGGAAGCCAUAUGUUGGAAAUGCUGAGAGGGAAACGCCUGGUUUUUGUUGGUGAUUCUCUAAAUAGGAAUAUGUGGGAAUCACUCAUUUGCAUUCUGAAAAACUGUGUCAAAGAUCAAAAAAAGGUGUAUGAAGUUUCAGGGAGGCAACAUUUUCGAAGCGAAGCUUCUUAUUCGUUUCUAUUUGAAGACUACAACUGCACAGUGGAGUUCUUCGUGUCUCCUUUCUUGGUUCAAGAAUGGGAAUUCACUGAAAGGAAUGGGACGAAGAAGGAAACGCUUCGACUCGAUAUGGUCAGCAGCUUUGCUGAUAAGUACAAAGAUGCAGAUGUGCUCUUGUUCAACACUGGUCAUUGGUGGACUCAUGACAAGACCUCAAAAGGGCAGGACUACUAUCAAGAAGGUAGUCAUGUGUAUAGUGAGUUGAAUGUACUUGAGGCUUUUCGCAGAGCUAUAACGACGUGGGGCAGAUGGAUCAAUGCCAAUGUCGAUCCAAGAAAGUCCCUCGUUUUCUUCAGAGGCUACUCAGCCUCUCAUUUCAGUGGAGGGCAGUGGAAUUCAGGGGGAGCAUGUGACAAUGAAACAGAGCCAAUCAAGAAUGAUUCUUAUCUCACACCGUAUCCGGACAAGAUGAGUGUUCUUGAGAGCGUUUUUGGAGGGAUGAAAACCUGGGUUGGUUACAUGAACGUAACGAAAUUGACUGAUUAUCGAAAGGAUGGGCACCCGUCGAUAUAUAGGAAGCUGCAGUACACGGAGGAGGAGAGACGGUCGCCUCUGACCUUCCAGGACUGCAGCCAUUGGUGCCUCCCGGGAGUGCCCGAUGCCUGGAACGAGAUCCUGUAUGCAGAGCUGCUGGUGAAGUUGAACAAGAAGCAGCAAUAUCAGAAGAGAGCAGCAUAGGUAAAGACUUGAUUUCACACGUGAUCCUUUAUUUUAAUUAGUGUUUCAUUGUGUAUUCUAUAUAUGUGUAAUGUUAGCGGUGAUGCUACACAAACAACUGUUGUGUAUUAGAGAUUUUCUUGUUUUUACUUGAAACAUAUAGGUAGAUACACAAUGGAAGCAGCUUGGUUAAAGAUCCAAGAUAUACAGUGUACAUGAAUAAUGAUAAGUAUAGAGAGAGAGGGGGGAAUUUAGUUAUGUGAUGCAGGAGUUGUGUAACAACACAUGGCUAGAUAAAUGUGUGAAUCUUAAUGAUGUUGAUUGUGUGGGGAUCAAAUUUAUUUUUAA
This is a messenger RNA of Salvia splendens (bonfire salvia), 1944 nucleotides long. Its product is annotated as protein trichome birefringence. Gene Ontology annotation, molecular function: O-acetyltransferase activity. The record is from RefSeq and is a predicted model, not a curated record. Gene Ontology annotation, cellular component: Golgi apparatus. The transcript is spliced from 5 exons. The coding region runs from base 67 to 1617 and encodes 516 amino acids. NCBI's taxonomy places the organism in Eukaryota, Viridiplantae, Streptophyta, Magnoliopsida, Lamiales, Lamiaceae.